UUCUGUCCCCGAUUCGUUGAGCGCGCGCCUCACAAUUCAACAGCUCCACAUAGCGACUUGCAAACAUUGAGUAAGAACAAUAUGACCGAAAAUUGUAGCAAGGUGAACAAAUUUGUCUAGCUGCUAUUAUUCAUGAAUUGGCUAGUUUAGCGACAGGAUGUAACACGCAGUUUAUUUCACUUAGAUAUAUAAUUUCGAUUAAUUGAACGUUUACCUGGAAAGCCUGAAUUGGUAGGUAUUGGAAUCUACCUACGAAGACGAAUCACUGACAAUCUUCCACAUUGAUAUUCAGAAACGUCAUCCAGUAACUCCUUACUUAUAGAAUACUUAAGUAUAUAGAUCAAUUGCACAACUUUUUAGGAAAUGCCAACUCACCUGUUGCCAUAUGUGGAAAGUCCAGAUGGACUUGGACAAGACAUUCUAAAUAUUAGUAGUGGUGCUAGCAUGCCAGGGUCUGGCUCCAGCAUGACUCCUCACAGUGCCACCAUCACUAACAAAGCCGAGGCUCAGCCCGAGGGAAGUCUGCUGGAAGUCCUGGACUGUGUGUUUUGUGACCAGACCUUCACACACCAAGAUGACCUGGGCCCACACGUCCUGACCCAGCACCCCACAACACUGUUCGAAACGACAGUUCUGCGUGUGGAGGCAGAGUUCUUGAUCCCAGGUGAGAGGGCCCGGUCCAAACCCAGGUUGCCAUCUGUGAAGGAGGUGGUAUUUAGCUGCGUUGUGUGUGAUCAGGCCACAGAGGGUGCCAGUGAGCUGGAGAGCCACAUGAGGACACACAAGGACUGUUUCACAUUUCACUGUAACUUUUGUGGCCGGCGGUUCAAAGAACCCUGGUUUCUCAGGAACCAUAUGAGGUUCCAUAAGGCUAAGGCCCAGCAGAACCUGGAUGGUCCAGUUAUUAUCAAUGAAGUCAUCCAAGACCAAGUCCCAGAGCCCGUAAUCACCCCUUACAAAAUGUGCUUUACCUGUGGCUUCUUUUUUCCCGAUAAACACCAUUUGGUGGAACACAGCAAAGUACAUAGUAAAGAAUUAGAGGCUGAUGAAAACAGAGAGAAGGAUAGACAGGAAGAUCCCCUCAGUCAACAAGGUUUUUUACAGGUACUCAACCUUCGCCCCCUCUCUGAGGAAAGUAGUAUACCAGAGAGAUCUUCUAGGGGGAUUGCCCAACUAGACCCUUUCAACACCUAUCAGGCCUGGCAACUUGCCACCAAGGGAAAGAUAGCAGUUUGUCCAAGUAUGGCUAAAGAUCUAGGCCUAAUCCAAGACCACAGCUCUAACAACGAGGACUCUGGCUCAGAUAAAGAACUGACAAACAUCUGGUCAGAAGGCCAAGAAGGUGACAAGUGUGUUAAAGACAACUUGGGUAGAGAACUGAGAUCCAGACAGACUGCUGGAGAGACCCCAUCACCAGAACCUGAUCAGAAGUCAAGUCGAAAUGACAAGCCGACGCACUGUGAGGACUGUGGGAGGACAUUCAGGACGUACCACCAGCUUGUUCUCCACUCCAGGGUGCACAAGAGGGAGAGGGGUGAGGAGGAGAGCCCCACCGCCUUCAUUGAUGGCAAGCUCUCCAGAGCAGGGUCCCCCAAAGAAGAGGGGUCUGAAGAAGGGUCAGAUGACGGAGCACCGGGAGAUGCCUUAUUUUCAGAUAAAAGUGAAGAUGGAUUUGAUCAAAUGAAGGUGAAACAUCUUGUGUCCUCCAGGGAGUGUAGUUACUGUGGCAAGACAUUCCGUUCCAGCUAUUACCUCAACAUUCACCUCAGGACCCAUACAGGUGAAAAACCAUACAAAUGUAUAUACUGUGACUAUGCUGCAGCCCAGAAAACCUCACUGAGAUAUCACUUAGAUAGACGUCACAAGGACAAACCUUACACUGACAUCCCCAAUAAGCCUGUGAUAUCUGUGCCAUCUCCCAGUGAGAGAGAAUUUGCCAGAAACGGAGACGACAAACGGGUCCCCAACCGAUCCAAACUGUGGCCAGCUCCCAAUGUCAGGCCUACAACCAAACCUUGUGCCAUUAUAAAACCAGAGGAUAGAUUUAAUAGCAUCGGUGUCAAGAUUGCCAGCCCACUUGCUCAAGUGAAUGCUGAGUAUGGGAAAUUGAUUUCUACGGCUGCUCACUCUUCUUCUGCACACAUAAAAUGCCCCGUACCUGUUAACCUGAAGAUGGAAGGACAGGAGACAAAACACCCCGUACCUGUUAACCUGAAGAUGGAAGGACAGGAGACAAAACACCCCGUACCUGUUAACCUGAAGAUGGAAGGAAAGGAAAUAAAUGAUGAGGGCUUCAGCGCACCCUUAAAUUUGUCCUUAAAAGUUUCACUUUCCAUCUCCGCCACCCUAAUACCAAGGAAUGUGUUGAUUUCCAAUGCCUGUUCGUCCUGUGCCUUCAGCACUAUGUAUCCAGAGGUCCUGCUCAUACACAAGAAGCUGCUUCACAAGGAGAAGUCUGACAUAACUAAGAAGAACAGAAGUCUAAAACUGAAGCGUUAUACUGGCUGCCCCCCUGCCCUUGAGGGCAAAGAUGUCACCCUGCUGCCUCUUGUAGAUCGGAGACACCCUCGCCGGACCAAAUCCCCAACCCCUCAGUCUCCUGGAAAACGUACAGGAAAGACUCACCCCUCCAACCCUCAUGGGCCUAAACAGUCUCUCAUCAAUGAACCCCGGAAGGCGAUGGGAGCCCUGGGCCUGGACAAUCAGCGGUACAGGAUGAUGAUGAUGCCGCCUACCACCAGCCAGGGCCAAUCCAGGUUUACAGAGCCAGCAGAACAAUCCAACACCAAUGGUAGAAAAUAUAGCAAACCUGUAAUGGAGAGACAGAGGCAGAGCCCAUCGGACAGCAGAGUGGCAAGCGGCUUAAGAAGCGGUCCUGUGAGGAGCGGUAGUGUUGUAAUCUGGCCCUCAGAUGCUGCCAGGCUAUGCCUCUCCAGCCGGUUUGGUAGUCUUCCCCCAAUGGACUUUGGUGGUGAACCUUCCAGUAAGAGGCAGAGAUUCUCUGUGCUCCCCGGAAGGGAAACAGACACUGUUGAUACUGGCUUUAGGAUGGAGGACAGGUACAACAGACUGCUUCCCUCAGGAAGAGAUGUAGCCUCUCCCUCUCACAGGCUGCAAGCCUAUGCCCCAGUCAAAGCGUCCAACCCUCCAGCCUCUGCAAGCAGCAGCAGCAUGGAGACUGACUGGAAUAUGAUCAACAUCCUCCGUUCCUACACCCCCAGUGACCUGGCCUCCCUCUACCAUCCCACUGUGGCUAACCCCAGUCAUGGAGUGCAGACAAACCCAAGAGGGAGUAGGCCAUUACUCUACCCAGCUAGUAUGCUACAGAGGAGAGCCUAUUCCAGACCCAUCAGUAAUGAAUGUAGUGGACCCACUGACGAAAGGGCUUAACUGUUCUAAUGGUAGGCUAUUGUUCUGGUUGACUUCACCAGCCAUGUUGUAAGUAACUUUGUCUUAAGUUUUGUGUUGAGAUAAAUAGAAUACAUUUGAUAGCCUUCCGUAGGUUUCAAAUACACUGAGAAGUUCAUGCUACAAUCGUCUUUUGAGAGUUUACCUGGAGGAAAGGCCUGACCCAUAAAUGACCUACCCCCACUGAUCUAUACACAUCCAUCUAAUAUAACAGUUGAGGUAGUUGACAAAUGACUGUUUGAAUAUCAUAUUGUUAUUGUUGCACUAGAUAAAACAUGUAUAAAUGAGAAGUGUUAAGAGGAAGUUACCUUUUGUUUAUUAAUACGCUGGUCUGUCUAAUAUGACAUACAGUCAGCAAUCAAAGGACCAUGUUUUUGUCAAAGCACUGAUGUUGGGUAGGGUUUUAUCUGACCUACAGCUUGAGUUCUUAGUUUACAAAACAAAAGCUGUAUAUUGACGUAUCUUGCCUCAAACUCAAUUUAUAGACUGUUGACGCUCAUAGUAGGCAGUUAUUUUUGUGAUGAUAUGAAGCUGCAGUAGCUAUCAUGUCUACUAUUGAGCCAGUGCAUAUUUGAGUUGGGAGCAACAUGUCUGUGCUUAUAAGUAGUAGUUAUUCACUGGAUAAACAUGAUCAGAGCCUGAAGCCAGGGAUUCCUGCUACUGGGUAUUAUGUGAAAUGUACAUAGAAAAGGCUGCUUGUUCUGUUCUGCCUAUGGAUUCCUCACAACCGACUAUGCUGUAACAGUGGUAAAACAUGGACCGAAUAUCUGAGGGAUUCCAGUUUUUGUGCGCACAAAUACUGUUCAGAUGUUUCUUUUUUUAGAUCGACUGUUUUUCCAAACGGUAUUCAGGACUCUGUUCAUGUUAUGCAGGAUCUUAAGAUAGUCUUUUGCCUUAGGUUGGAUUGUGUUAACUUGUCUGCCUGCUUUGAAGCUGUGGUCAACUACUUGUUGAUUCUGUAUAUAAGUCAGGGAGAGCAGAGUGAAAGCCUUACUGCAGGAAUAGCUCAACUGAAAAAACAAUUGUCUCAGGUUUCAGAACUCAAUUUGGGCUCUAUGAUUCUACUUCAUUUAUGCAUUAACUGUUACAAAUUAAUGCACAUGGUGUAGGAAGCGUUCUGAAUUUUUCAAGCAAUUUGGGCACACCAGACCUCUGUUAUUUCAUAUUUUGCUAUUAUAAUUUUUAAGGUGUUAUUUAUUUCUGUACAUUUUUUGUUUUCUCUGUGUGUGUGUGUGUGUGUGUGUGUGUGUGUGUAAUGUAAAAAUAUAUCGCUCAAGAGUUGUAUGACUAUCACCAUGAGUCAAUGACAUUUGGGGCAUAGACGAGUAGUGUUAUAAUAUUUGUUUGUGCUGUUUGAAAAUGUCUACAGGUAUCUUUCCAAGUCUUACUAUAGGCCUACCACCUUCCUGUUUAUGUAACCUUGAAACAACUUUUAGGACUUUUUUUUUUUCGUCACUGGAAAUGGACUGUUUCAGACUUCUCCUUUCCUGCUUUCAUAAGCAAAUGGUUAUUAAGUUAUCAUUUAAAUCUAAGUUUGGUUUAUGUAUUAGCCUAGGUAAUUAUUGUGACGGAUACUGGACUUAACCUGGUUAGUUGAAUUUACUCCGAUUUGUCUGCCUAUGCUGCUCUACAGUACUUUAUACAGUGAUUUCACCCAGUGUGGUUUACGUUUGCCUAAUAAAUGAUAGCCAUGUCAAUACAUGCAUUCAUUUUUUUCUUCAGUGUUCACUUUUCUAUGUUGUGAUCUCAUUGUUUGGUCUUUUGACUUAGAUCAAGUGUAAUUGUUGUCUUGAGUAGAGGGAUCGAAUAAACAUUCACACUCAGACCUUCAGUCUGCAGAAAUGAAA
Molecule: messenger RNA, 5255 nt
Organism: Oncorhynchus mykiss (rainbow trout)
Lineage: Eukaryota; Metazoa; Chordata; Actinopteri; Salmoniformes; Salmonidae
Source: RefSeq, a predicted model, not a curated record